UCUGCUUCAUAGGCCAUCCAGUCGCAAUGCGUUUCUCCGGAGCCCUGAUCCUGCUGGCUGUGGCCGUGGCCUGUCUGCUGGCCGUGGCUGCUGCCGUACCCCAGGGGUACGGAAAGCCCAAGGAGGGCAGGGUCAAGAUCCAGGCGUACCGCGGCCCCAACCAGCACAAGGUCGGAGAUGGCUACCACCAGGAAUACUUUGCCCCGUUCGGCUACUACGUCCAGCAGCCGGAGGACGACAAGCCCAAGUACCACUGAGCCGGUCGGAGAGACUCUGCAGCAGCGACGGAGCCCGCUCGCUGUCGCAGAGAACCAAGCCCACUAGUCUUUUCAUCAGCCGGCCGUGGCGGGGUCGGAGUUCCGGUGGCUCUGCCCCUGGCUGACCCCGCUCUGUCCCCUCUGCCGAGGGGCGCCGGCUGACCGGGGCGCGCAGGGGACCGUUAUCCCACCGCCCCACCAGUGCCGGCCGCACCACCCAGCGCCGCGCUAUUGUUGAUCAUGUACCCGCAUGUUGUUGAAUACAUAUGACGUCACGUGUUGGACCAAU
Molecule: messenger RNA, 546 nt
Organism: Amphibalanus amphitrite
Lineage: Eukaryota; Metazoa; Arthropoda; Thecostraca; Balanomorpha; Balanidae
Exons: 4
Coding region: 27-257 (76 amino acids)
Source: RefSeq, a predicted model, not a curated record